UGCAGGGGCCCAUCGGCUGGCCCAGAACAGACGGCGACACCUUACACCGCAGACGGCGAGGAAACACUCAGCCUCACCCUGCCACACUCAGAUGAAUAAAAGAUGCCCACAAAAGAGAAAAAAACAGCAGAAACCGAAGAAAGGGAUGACGAAGGAGAGGAGAAGGAGCCAAAAGUGAAAGGAAAGAGUAAGAGGAAUGCAGACAAGAAGACGAGACACAAGAGCUCAGAGGAGAACACGGGGAACACCGAGACUCACACAGAGGAGAAAAGAAAGAAGAGUGGAUCGGUAAAAGAGAAAAAUACAAAGGAAAAAGAAGGUCAAGAGACUGAAGAUGGUCAGGUGACAGAGAAUGACAACAGGACGGAUGAACAAAACAACAAUGAGCCCAUCAAAAAAGAAAAACGGACCAAAGAGAAAUCCUCAAACGAGGAACGGGACAAAAAAGAGGUAAAGAAAGAGAAGAAAAAGAAGAGUAAGCCAUCAGAAAACAAAGAAGGAGAAGAAGACAUGGGGUCAAAGGAGAAGAAGAGCAAAGAUGAUAAGAAGAAGAAGAAGAAGUCGGCUGAGGAUGAGGAGGCCGUGCCGGAGGAGGCCGAGGAAGAGGAGGAUAAAAAGAAGAAGAAAAAGGAUAAGAAGAAAAAGAAAGGGUCAGAGAGCGACGAGGAGAAGAAACCCAAAAAGGGAAAGAAGUCAAAGGUCAAACAGGUAGACUAUGCUGAGUUGUACCAGGAGGAACUGCUGAACUAUCAUACGGAAGAAUCAGAUGAUCAGGAAGAUGAGUUCAACAAAAAGAAAGUGUACGAGGUGGUGACCAUCACAGGUGAUGUUAAAGGGGCGGGGACUGAUGCUAAUGUGUUCGUCACCAUGUAUGGAGAGUAUGGAGUGACUCCUAAAGUUCAUCUGGCCAGCAAGAGCAGAACGGCUUUCGAAAAGAACAAAACCGACGUCUUUCGGAUCAAAACACACAAUGUUGGGCCAAUAAAGAAAAUUAGAAUCGAACAUGAUAACACAGGCAUGAGUGCCAGCUGGUUCCUGGACCGGGUCAUCGUGACUGACAUGAACAGGCCACACCUCCGAUUCUUUUACGCCUGCAACAAUUGGCUGAGCAGAGAGGAGGGGGAUGGACUUACCGUUCGAUAUCUGUUGGGCAGCCUCAACCCCAUGGACAUCCCAAAACAAAACAAGUACAUCGCCAGUGUGUUCACUAUGGAUGCCAAAGGCAGUGGAACUGAUGCUGAUGUCUACCUCAAUAUAUUUGGAGAAUUUGGAGACACAGGAGAACGGAAGCUGGCUAGUGAGGGGAAGGAUAAUUUUGAACGUGGUAACGAGGACAAAUUCACCAUAGAGGCCCCAAAUCUUGGCAGACUUCGAAAAAUCUCCAUCGGACACAACAACAAGGGGUCUUCUGCAGGCUGGGCCUGUGACAAAGUUGUAAUUGACGACAUGGGAAAUAAGGAAGUCUAUGAGUUUCCUGUUGAUGCCUGGUUUGACAUCUCAGAAGGGGACGGUAAAAUACAAAGAGAUGUGCUUGUCGGAGCCACACAGCCAAUGGCAAUCGUGUAUAAUGUACAGGUGAUGACCGGCGAUGUUCGUGGUGCUGGAACUAACUCAAAGAUCCAUCUUGUAAUGCACGGUUACAAGGGAAUUAAAAACAGUGGGAAAUUAUUCCUGGAGGGCGGCACGUUUGAGCGCGCUCAGAUUGACAUCUUUAACGUCGAGCUCCUGGAACUGCUCAGUCCACUCAGCCGAGUCACAAUCGGACAAGACAACGCUGGGAUCGGCUGCGGUUGGUAUUGUGAAAAGGUGACCGUAUACUGCUCGUUCACAGGUAUAGAGCAGGUAUUUCCGUGCGACCGGUGGUUGGAUGAAGAUGAAGGGGAUGGACUCGUUGAGAGAGAACUCUAUGAGAUGGUCUCACUGAGACAGAAAAAACAAAAGAAAUUCCCCUGGUCUCUGUGGAUCUUUACAUCAGAAAUGAAAGGAGCUGGCACGGAUGCACAGGUGUUUCUGCAGGUGUACGGCGAGAACGGCAAGAGCGAUGAGAUGAAACUUGAGAGCAAAUCAGACAGUUUCGAACAGGGACAGUGUGACAAAUUCAUCAUUGAGAUGCCCGAGAUUGGCAAGAUACGCAAGCUGAGAAUCUGGCACGAAAAGAGGCAUCCGUUCUCUGGCUGGCAUCUUGGCAGGGUCACAUUGAUGAAGACCCUUACUAGAGAGAAAUACUCAUUUGCCUGUAACCGCUGGUUGGACAUCAACGAAGAUGACAAUGAGAUCGUCAGAGAACUGCCAUCUACUGGACCACUAGUGCCAGAACCUUUACCACUUCUGAAGUAUCGUGUAACAAUUUGCACGGGAAACAUCAGCGGAAGUGGCACAGAUGCAAGUGUUUAUUUAAAUGUUUUUGGUGACUUGGGCGACACCGGUGAGCGUCUGAUGUUCAUGAGCAAAAACAACGUCAACAAGUUCGAGAAAGGAAACGCUGAUGAGUUUUUGAUAGAGGCCGUCACUCUGGGACAGAUCAGGAGGAUUCGAAUAGGUCACGACGGGCGGGGCGGAGGCUGUGGUUGGUUCCUGGACAAGGUGAUGAUCAGAGAGGAGGGGCAGCCUGAGGCCACAUCCAUUGAGUUUCCAUGUUACAGGUGGUUGGAUCGUAAUGAGGAUGAUGGGCAGAUUGUGAGAGAGUUGGUCCCCACUGAUGAUGGUCAACGCUUGUUUACUGUUGGUUAUCACAUUGCGAUAAAGACGGGCAGUAUUAAUGGUGCCAGCUCAGACUCUAAGGUGUUUGUGAAGCUGUACGGGGAGAAAGGGGACACCAACAAGAUGCUGCUAGUCGUGUCUGAUAACGACCUGGGGAACUAUUUCGAGACGGGACAGACAGACAUCUUCACCAUAGAGACCUUUGACAUUGGCAAGAUAAACAGGUUGCUGAUUGGCCACACUAAUGAGGGCCUGCGAGCUGGUUGGUUCCUAGACAGUGUUCAGAUGUGGGUGCCCGUGCACGGAGUGCAGUACAUGUUCCCUUGCCACCGCUGGCUCUGUAAGGAUGAGGCUGAUGGGAAAGUAGAGGUGGAGAUCUACCCGAGUGAGACACUGGAGAUUGAGAAGUUGGUCAAUUAUGAGGUCACAGUGGUGACGGGGGACGUUUGGGCUGCAGGGACCAAUGCAAAUGUCUUCCUGCAGAUUUACGGUGAAGAGGGUAAAACUGAACUAAUACAGCUCAAGAGCCGAUCCAACAAUUUUGAGAGAGGAACCACUGAGAUCUUUAGGAUUGAGGCUCCAGAUGUGGGGCCGGUUUAUAAGAUCCGGAUUGGUCAUGAUGGAUCGGGAAUAGGGGCUGGAUGGUUUCUGGAGAAAGUCGAUGUUAAACGGCUGAUCAUGGCGAUGGUGAAGCCAGAGAAGAAAGAGGAGGACAAGAAAGACAAGAAGAAGAAAAAGAAGAAAAAGGACGAAGAGGAGGAGUCCCCAGGUGAAUUGAAGGAAGUCGUUCGAUCCUUCAGUUUCCCAUGUGGCCGAUGGCUUGCUCGUAGCGAAGAGGAUGGAGAAAUACUCGUAGAGUUGUGUGCAGAAGGUUAUGAAGAUCUGGAAGGUAAAAAGAGAAAGAGAAGGAAAGUCAAUGCUUCACUAUCAAAAAGAACCGUGGCAUUACUUUGGUAUUUUGGACAUCUGCUGCCUGGUACCAUGUCAUUGAAACGCACCAUGUUAUUUAUCAAAUUUCAUCAUGGUGCAUCCAAAAUACUUUUUCAAAAGGAGAACACAUAUGAAGUUCACGUGUUCACCGGGACCAUGCUGGGGGCCGGAACAGACGCAGCUGUUUUCAUCAACCUCUAUGGAGAAAUGGGCGACACGGGUGAGAGAAAACUACGCAAGUCAAACCACCUCAACAAGUUUGAGCGUGGCCAGGAGGAUGUGUUUACGAUCACUGGGAUGGAUCUGGGACUGUUGAAAAAACUGAGAAUUCGUCAUGACAACAAGCAGGCGAACGCUGCCUGGUACCUGGACCGCGUCGAGAUCUUUGAUACGAAAGAAGAAACCAUGUAUUUUUUUCCAUGCCAGCGCUGGUUGGCAGUUGAUGAAGAUGACGGACAGUUGGGCCGUGAGUUAGUGCCCGUGGACGAGGCCUUCAUGAAAAGAGAUGAAGAUGAUGAAGAUGAGUCAUCACCUGCUCAGCUCGGACUAGAACAAAAAGCCAUGUCAACUACAUUUACAAUGAGAGUAAAAACAGGGGAGAGGAAGUAUGCUGGAACAGAUGCAAAUGUUUUCGCUAUUCUUUAUGGAACCAAAGAUGACACAGGAAUCCUUAAUCUAAAGGCUUCUAAGAACCAUAAGAACAAGUUUGAGUUUGGAAUGAUUGACGAGUUCACCAUAGAGGCUGUGACCAUUGGAAAACUCAAGAGAAUCCGAAUUGGACAUGACAAUGCAGGUGGAUCUCCGGGCUGGUUUCUAGACUGGGUGGAGAUCGAUGCUCCGUCUCUAGGGCAGCUGUUACGAUUUCCAUGUGGCCGUUGGCUGGAUAAAGGAGAAGAUGAUGGUGCUAUUGUCAGAGACCUGUACCCUAAUGAACUACAGACAGUUCAAUACACACCCUUUGUUCCUUAUGAGAUUCAAAUCUUCACCAGCGAUAUAUUUGCUGCGGGAACAGAUGCAGAUGUCUUCAUCAUUCUAUAUGGUCAGAAUGGAGUCUGCACAUCUCAGAAAUCACUCUGUGUUAAUAAGAGAGAGAGGAGGAUGUCCUUUGAACGCGGGGCUGGAGACAUGUUCAUUGUAGAGUUGGAGGACAUUGGAGAUAUCAUUGAGAAAAUCCGGAUUGGUCACGAUAAUCGUGGGGUGUAUCCUGGAUGGCAUCUUGACCGUGUGGAAAUUCGCAGACUGCUCCGGAAAGGGAAGGGCUCUGAGACAGCAAUAUUCCCAUGUGAAGGAUGGUUGGCUCGCUCAGAGGAAGAUGGUGAGACAAUUCGAGAAUUGGUGCCAUCUGACAUCAUCGUUAUGAAACUGUCACGAGAUGGUACUCUUAAAGUCAUCGAGACGGAGGUGGAUGACGCACUGGAGAUACAUACAUAUACAGUGACAGUAACCACAGGGGACGUGUAUGGUGCGGGCACUGAUGCCAACGUGUUCAUCACGCUUUUCGGAGACAUGGGCGACACUGGAGAGCGCAAACUCAGCAAAUCAGAGAACAGCAACAAGUUUGAGAGGGGAUCGGUGGACACGUUCACCCUGGAGGCGGUAGAUCUGGGCCAUGUGUUCAAGAUUCGCGUUCGUCAUGACAACAGCAUGCUGAGUGCGGAUUGGUACCUGGAUCAGGUGGAGGUUCUCGACCAGGACACGGAGGAAGUGUUUCUGUUUCUGUGUGAGCGAUGGCUGUCUCGAAAGAAAGAAGACAAACGGAUCGAUAGGGUCUUCUACGUUAAGGGGUUUGAGGGAGAGCGAGAGACUGCCUUCUGUCCAAUUAAAAAAGUGACGAGUCUGGACAGUAACAUGAACAAGAAGAAAAAGAAACGACACUCAGAGGAAGAUGAGGAAGAGGAAGAAGGAUCAUUGAUCCCGUACCACUUCUCGGUGAUGACGGGUUUGGACAGGGAUGCAGGGACAUACAGCCGAGCGUACGUCAUCAUUGUAGGAAAGAAGCACAACAUGACGGAUCGCCUCUGGCUCGACUUAGAUGGGAAAAAUGGUUUCCAGCCUGGAUCUCUGAAUUACUUCACCUGUUACGGUGCUGAUGUUGGAGAAAUCAAAAAAGUGGAGUUGGGUCAUGAUGGUGCGACUCCUGAUAGCUGCUGGUUGGUCGAGGAAUUGUCCGUUGAGGUGCCCACUAAAGCAGUGCGCUACGUCUUCCACUGUAAUUGCUGGUUGGCCAAAGACAGAGGAGACGGACUCACCGCUCGCAUCCUAAACAUACAGGAUGCUGAAAUGAUCAACAUCUCACUGAAGGUGAUCUAUGAGGCAACUGUGACAACAGGAGAUGUUCAGCAUGCAGGGACAGACACACAGAUUUACAUCACUGUGUUUGGAGUUUAUGGCACCUCAGAGGAGAUGCUACUGCCAAAAUUAGAGGACAGGUUUGAGCGAGGGCAGGUGGACACAUUUAAUCUGGAGAUUGAGGAUAUUUCUCCUUUGAGAAAAAUGAGAGUGCGUGUAGAUGGUUCCGGAAGCAGACCUGACUGGUUUCUCGAUAAGAUUGAACUGCAUAACCUGCAGAUGGAAGAGGUGGCGUUGUUUACAUAUGAGGAUUGGCUGUCUCGCUCGUAUGGACCCAAACGAACACUCAUUUGCGAGAUGCCUGCUGUGAUAAAUGAUGAAGAAAUGGUGGAGCUCACCAUCUACACCGUUUCUGUGAAGACUAGCGACGCAACCGGCGCAGGAACCGAUGCUAAUGUGUGGAUGAUUAUUUUUGGUGAGAAUGGAGACACUGGAACUCUAACCCUGAAAGAGAGCAACAACACCAAUAAGUUUGAACGCAAACAGAUGGACACAUUCCGUUUCCCUGACAUCCUUAGCUUGGGUGAACUCUCGAAAGUACGCGUUUGGCACGACAACUCAGGUCUGGCUUCUGGUUGGCACCUGGAGUAUGUGGAUGUGCAUGAUGACAUCUUGGGGAAGAAAUUUCGAUUUCAGUGCGACCGCUGGCUCGCCAAGAAUGAAGAUGAUGGACAGAUAAUGAGAGAGCUUGCAUGUGCCAACAAUGAUGCAUUAGAUUUCGACGAAAAAACAAAAUAUGAGAUUCAGGUAACAACAGCGGAUACAGAUGAUGCAGAAACCAAAGAGAACGCCUGGAUCGUUCUAGAAGGGAAGAAAGGCCGUUCUAAAGAGUUUGUGAUGGAGAACUCAACAAAGAAGAAGCGUUUCUUACAAGGCUCUACGGACAGUUUUGUGUUCUCCUCUAAGGAGCUGGGAGACAUCGCUGGGAUCUGUCUGGGACAUAUCCCUAAAGAUGGCAAGAAAGUCAAAUCUGAGGCCUCUUGGGGUGUGGAGGAGGUUGUUGUGACGGAGAAGGAGUUAGGCAAUAGGUAUAUCUUUUGUUGUAACACCACAAUCCCUCUGUCCUCGAAACGAGAUGAGUUCCAGACCUUCGAGUGCACCAAAUUCAUCGAGAGUUUUGCUAGCAAGGCCCAAAGCCUCGUUCCUGUCAAAUACGAGAUCAUCGUCAUCACUGGCGACGAAAAGGGUGCAGGCACCGACGCCAACGUCUACGUCACCGUCUUUGGCUCCAACGGCGACUCCGGUCGAAGGCAACUCUGCCAGAAGUUCCGGAAUCUGUUUGAGCGCGGCCAGACGAACCGGUUCAUUCUAGAACUGCUGGACAUGGGCGACCUGCUCCGAGUGUGCGUGGAACACGAUAACUCCGGUCUCAGUCCUGGUUGGCUUCUGAGCAGGAUCGAGAUUACGAACACGGCCAAUGGAGUGACGACAAUCUUCACGUGCGGGAAAUGGCUGGACAAGAACAAGUCAGAUGGGAGGAUAAAACGUGUGAUCUACCCAAAGUAUUGACAUUAAAUCAACCAAAACAACGUUCCAAGCAGUAUUACUAAUGCUCAAUAUUAUAUCAAUCAUAAUGCCACGGGACAAAAUUAUUUUCAUGGUUGUUGUCAAUAUGUCAUAAUUUAGAGUCAUGAGAUAAUUCCCGGAUGAAGUAUGCUCGGAAAUUCCUUUAUACUACUUACCUGCAUACCUAAUGGCUGAGUAGUGCGUUCUUCAUCAAAAUUAUUAUAUACCCUGACAAGCGAUUCGAACGACCUAGUCGGCAUUUUUGCAAUUCUGUUUAGUGGCAGUGGCACAAAUAUGAUACACUUCAUCUUUAAUUCUGAUUGAAAUGACAUCAAGAGAUUGUGCCCUGGAUUCUGAGAGCACGUAAUAUUAAUAUUUGGUUUGAAUAUACAGCAAAACAUCUUGAAGGCAUUUUUCCACUGGAAUGAAUUCGUAUAAUCACUCGUUGACCUCAUAAUGGCAGCUGCGUUACCGAGCAGGAGAAAGAAGUAGCAAUUAAAGGAGUAACUGAGUUUACACCAUCAUCUUUAUCCGGCCAAUCUAAUCCACCUUCCUAAAAAAUACAUUAGGAAAACAUCAGCCCAUUUACAUUGCUCAGAUUGUUGUAUAAUACAGCAGAAUAUUUUGAUUGAUUCUGGUUUUAUGAUCAUGAGACUCCUCAAGAUUCACCUCAGCGCUUCGCAAAUCACUCAGAAAAACUUUGAAAACCUUUUUAGAUGGAGUUUUCCGUAAAAUUCCAGCUUCUCUCCCUGCUUCCAGAGUGCCACCUUCCUGUACAUGUUGCUGAUGUGCCUUUAAAGUUUGAAUGAUUUUAUGGAUGUGUGAAAGAAUACAUUGUUUGUUUUUUAAUGUUAUUAAUUUGUACUUAUCGUUACCUCUGUGAGGCUGAAUUCUCACACACAUGAGAGAACACAUAAGUUGAGAAGUGCAUGUGUUUGUUGCUAAAUUUGUCCAGUAAAACUCAAUCCUG
This is a messenger RNA of Xyrauchen texanus (razorback sucker), 8455 nucleotides long. RefSeq names its product lipoxygenase homology domain-containing protein 1-like. Bases 103 to 7488 code for a protein of 2461 amino acids. NCBI's taxonomy places the organism in Eukaryota, Metazoa, Chordata, Actinopteri, Cypriniformes, Catostomidae. Gene Ontology annotation, molecular function: protein binding. The transcript has 42 exons. The record is from RefSeq and is a predicted model, not a curated record.